ACACAGAGAGGUGUUAAACUCAAAUCUCCCGUGUCUUGUACGGUCAGUAUCAAUCAUAAUCGGUGGACGCGACUUUUCGCCGGAGGAAGUAGUCAGAGAGAGAGAGACACGGCGAAAGCGGAGGAAGAAGAAGAAGAGCGUGGGGAGAGUCUUCCUCUCUCGACAAUGAGGAAUCCUGUUCUUCCUGUUUCCGAUCCUCCUCUCUCCGGAGAGAAUGAUACCUCCGACGGCAAAGGCGUCGACGAUCGCCUCUUCAAAGGAUCCGCCAUGACCAAACGCGGCGCUUACGCUGCUCUCUCUUACAUGGCCUGUGCUGUGAUGCUUGUGCUGUUCAAUAAAGCGGCUCUCUCUUCGUAUCAGUUCCCGUGUGUUAAUGUUAUCACACUCUUUCAGAUGGUGUCAUCUACCUUCUUUCUAUAUUCAUUGAGGCGCAAGAAGAUCAUCUCUUUCGCAGCGGCUGAUUCCUUUUCUGGUAGUGCCUCAGCUUUUGUGCCGUUGAAGACGUUGUUUCACACGCUUCCUCUAUCAAUAUCCUAUCUUAUGUACAUGCUAGCUUCUAUGGCGUCUGUCAGAGGGGUUAAUGUUCCCAUGUACACCACGCUUAGGCGUACCACUGUGGCGUUUACCAUGGUGAUUGAGUAUAUGCUCACUGGUCAGAGAUAUACUCGGUCUAUCAUUGGAAGUGUUGGCGUUAUCAUCUUUGGCGCAUUUUUCGCUGGAGCGAGGGACUUGUCAUUCGACUUUUAUGGAUAUGCUAUUGUCUUCUUAGCCAACAUAACAACAGCAGUGUAUCUAGCAACUAUAGCCCGGAUUGGGAAAUCAAGUGGCUUGAAUAGCUUUGGCCUUAUGUGGUGCAAUGGUAUCAUAUGCGGACCUAUAUUGAUGAUCUGGACGUUUAUGAGUGGUGACUUGGAGAAGACAAUUAGCUUUCCUUACCUCUUUUCUCCUGGUUUCUUGGUUGUGUUACUCUGCUCGUGUGUGCUGGCUUUCUUCUUAAACUACAGCAUUUUUCUUAACACCACUCUCAACUCGGCUCUCACUCAGACAAUUUGUGGCAAUAUGAAGGAUUUAUUUACGGUUGGGCUAGGCUGGAUGGUCUUUGGUGGACUCCCAUUCGACCUGAUGAAUGUGAUUGGGCAGUUUCUUGGUUUCUUAGGCUCUGGUUUAUAUGCAUAUUAUAAGAUCAUUGGGAAGUAACUACUACUCCAUAACAAAGAAGAGCUAAUAAAUAACAGGAGUGGCCAUCAUAAAGGGAAAGCCUUAGUUUCAAGGAGAAGUUGUUAGACCAUUAAUUUUCAGCUUUGGUUAUUUUGCAGGUGAAUUAGAAGAAGAGUAGUAUUAAUAAUGUGAGGCUUGAUUUUUCGAACUUGUGU
Raphanus sativus (radish) is the source of this 1373-nucleotide messenger RNA. Its product is annotated as UDP-N-acetylglucosamine transporter UGNT1. Gene Ontology annotation, cellular component: Golgi apparatus. The record is from RefSeq and is a predicted model, not a curated record. The transcript is spliced from 10 exons. NCBI's taxonomy places the organism in Eukaryota, Viridiplantae, Streptophyta, Magnoliopsida, Brassicales, Brassicaceae. The coding region runs from base 166 to 1197 and encodes 343 amino acids. Gene Ontology annotation, molecular function: antiporter activity; GDP-fucose transmembrane transporter activity.